Molecule: messenger RNA, 1756 nt
Organism: Alternaria rosae
Lineage: Eukaryota; Fungi; Ascomycota; Dothideomycetes; Pleosporales; Pleosporaceae
Product: chitinase
Exons: 7
Coding region: 142-1563 (473 amino acids)
Biological process (GO): carbohydrate metabolic process
Molecular function (GO): chitin binding; hydrolase activity, hydrolyzing O-glycosyl compounds
Source: RefSeq, a predicted model, not a curated record
GUGAAAUCAAGCUCAGCGAGACAGUUCUUGCCGUAUCCAUCUAUUCACCAUUGGUGUGGACGCCUACCUUCUCUCCUUCUUUCGUAGAUCACGAGACUAUCAAUACCACAACUCAGUGUACAUCGAGUACCUAUCGCCAGAAUGGUUGUUGGGCCAUUCACAAGAGGGCUAUUGUUACUCAGCUUCCUCCACUCGGUCUUGGCUCAAGAAGACCUCAGCCUCCGAACGUUCGCUCUUGAAGGUGGUAUCACGGCAGCAGCCGAGGACGACGAUUACGUAUGCAGCAAGACCAAAGGCUGCAACAUCGGAUGUUGUGGAGCGAUUGACGAAACAACCGGCAACGGUGUCUGUGGGCUCGGUCCUGAUUUCUGUGGUGAUGGCUGUAUUUCCACAUGCAACUACAAAAGCGAAUGUGAUCCUGGCUGGGGGAUCCAGUGGUCCAAUGCUUCAACAUGCCCGCUCAACGUGUGCUGCAGCGAGUAUGGCUUCUGUGGAACAACUGCAAGCUUCUGCAAAGGCGUUGUCACGCCCUCGCCUCAGUGUAGCACAAGAACUGCAGACCAGAAACUUAUCGGGUACUAUGAAGGGUGGAAUAUGCAAAGACCUUGCGGAACCAUGCCACCGGAAGAUAUUCCACUUGGGGCAUAUACCCAUAUAAACUUCGCGUUUGCGCUUGUCAACCCGACUACAUUCCGCAUCGAUGCCAUGGAUACCGAGACCGCCAAGAUGUAUAAGAGAGUGACCAAACUGAAGGAGAGACAGCCCGGCCUUCAGGUCUGGAUUGCUAUCGGCGGAUGGGCAAUGAAUGACCCCGGGCCCUACCGAACCACCUUCUCCGAUCUUGCGAAAUCCACGUCCGCACAAGCUUCAUUCUUUGAGUCUUUGGUGACUUUCAUGAAAACGAACAACUUUGACGGGGUCGACAUCGAUUGGGAGUACCCCGUUGCGGAGGACCGUGGAGGCAUACCAGAAGACUUUGGCAAUUAUGUCACCUUCCUGAAGAACCUGCGCAACCAUCUCAACGGUAGUGGCCGAUACUAUGGCAUUACACUCACACUCCCAGCAUCCUAUUGGUAUAUGACGGGUUUCGACAUUGUCAAGUUGGAGCCAUGGGUAGACUGGUUCAACAUUAUGACUUAUGAUAUCCAUGGCGUUUGGGAUAGCACAGUCAAGUCAAUUGGACCAUACGCCUUCGCUCACACCAAUCUUACCGAGAUUCAGUUGGGCCUUGAGCUGCUAUGGAGAAACAAUAUUAACCCCGCGCGGGUAGUUAUGGGAUUGGGCUUUUACGGACGAACUUUCACGAUGAAAGAUCCCAACUGCAUGCAGGCGGGUUGUGAAUUCACCGAGGGCGCAAAGGGUGGCGAGUGCACAGGAACACCGGGUGUGCUAUCAGCAGCUGAAAUCAACAAGAUCAUCGAGAACGGCGCAACGGUGUCGCAUGAUCUCGAGGCCGCGGCGAAGAUAGUCACAUGGGAUGGUAAUCAGUGGGCGAGUUUUGAUGAUGCUGAGACGUUGAAGCUCAAGCUUGAUUAUGCGAAUCAGCGGUGCUUGGGAGGGUAAGUCGGCGUGGUAGUCUCAUUUCCCUCUUUGCACUCCAAAUGACUCGCUAUGUACUUUCGACGGAUGCUAAUAUUUCCACCAAUCGCAGGACUAUGAUAUGGGCGAUUGAUCUAGAUGACGGUUCCCUGUUGGCGGCUUUGAGCUCCGUGAGCACCAAGAAAAAGGAAGACGUGCUACCGGAUUUGGACUUUGA